Messenger RNA from Guyanagaster necrorhizus, 310 nucleotides. RefSeq lists its product as uncharacterized. Lineage: Eukaryota; Fungi; Basidiomycota; Agaricomycetes; Agaricales; Physalacriaceae. The annotation marks the transcript as partial. The transcript is spliced from 2 exons. The record is from RefSeq and is a predicted model, not a curated record.
GUAAUGGAUGACCAAGUUCGACCUUGCUCCGUAUCCUCGGCACCAUGAACAGCACACAUAAUGCCUCACAUAUUCCUUGUGAGAUUUGGCUCGAAAUAUUCAAGCUUGCCUGUACGGAUGGCGGGUCUACCGGGCGUUCACUCUCCCUAGUCUCUAGGGUCUUCUAUGAUCUUGCCAAAGAAACGCGAUUCCACAGCGUUUUUGUAUACGACGUGUCCACCAUUUCUACUUUGACAUGGAAAUCCAUCCGGACGACUCUGAGAGUUCGAAAAGGGAGCUGGCUGCAUACAGAUCGAACCGCGCUGUAUUU